GUCCACAUCAAAUUAGAUUUUAUCUACCGUGUUCACACGAUAAGAAAAUUGCUUAAUUGAAAAGAUAACAUUUCUUCGACAUGUUACAUACAAUCAAAUGUGGUUCAUUGAUUCUUAUCGAGGUUGCUCGACAUUAAACGAACCGUCUGUCGCAUCACUAGCCAACCAGAUUUCGUGCGUAAUGUCAUUGACUCCACAGUGAAGGCUCGGUUGUGGGGUGAGGUGUUAUUUCCCAAUUGCAUUUAAAAUGAACUUAUAGCAGACACUGCCCGUUAUUUGCCGCGAGCGAUCGAACAAAUAAUUUAACAGUACAUUAAGUUUAAUUACGCCCGUCGGCCGUGUUUACUAUUAGUUGUAAUUCAUCGCUACGAGUUGAUAGUUGAUAAAAUGGUGAUCCAAAAAAUAUGCUGUCUCGGUGCUGGCUACGUUGGAGGUCCUACGUGUAGUGUGAUCGCGUUGAAAUGUCCCAACAUCACUGUAACUGUAUGUGACAAGAGCGUGGAGAGAAUAAAUCAAUGGAAUUCAGAUAAAUUGCCAAUUUACGAACCGGGUUUGGAUGAAGUCGUGAAGCAAUGUAGGGGCAAAAAUCUAUUCUUCUCCACGGACAUUGCUAAAGGUAUUCGAGAAGCUGACUUAAUAUUUAUUUCUGUGAACACGCCGACUAAAACAAUAGGCAACGGAAAAGGCAGGGCUGCCGAUUUGAAGUACAUAGAAGGAGCUGCGCGAAUGAUCGCCGAUUUGGCAACAAGCAAUAAAAUCGUAGUCGAAAAGAGCACCGUGCCCGUAAAAGCUGCGGAAAUUAUUAUGAAAAUCCUUCGCGCUAACACUAAACCCGGUGUUGAGUAUCAAAUUCUGUCGAACCCUGAAUUUUUGGCUGAAGGAACGGCUAUAGUUGAUCUGGUGGAAGCGGAACGUGUUUUGAUUGGUGGUGAGGAUACCCCUGAGGGUCAGAAAGCAGUGCAGGAAUUGUGCUGGGUAUACGAACACUGGAUUCCAGCUAAAAACAUCUUAACAACAAACACAUGGAGUUCAGAGCUAUCUAAGCUGGCGGCAAAUGCAUUUUUGGCUCAAAGAAUUUCAAGUAUCAAUUCUCUCUCUGCUGUGUGUGAAGCCACGGGGGCAGAUGUAUCUGAGGUAGCUAGAGCAGUCGGCCGUGACUCAAGAAUAGGUCCAAAAUUCUUAGAAGCGUCCAUUGGUUUUGGGGGCAGUUGUUUCCAAAAAGACAUUCUUAACCUGAUCUAUUUAUCCGAAUGUUUGAACCUACCAGAAGUAGCAGCAUAUUGGCAGCAAGUUGUCAACUUAAAUGACUACCAGAAAACCCGCUUCACCAGAAAAGUUAUAGAAUCACUUUUUAACACUGUAUCAGAUAAGAAAAUAGCCAUCCUUGGUUUCUCCUUCAAGAAAAACACGGGAGACACUAGGGAGUCGCCAGCUAUUUACGUAUCAAGUACGCUCCUAGAUGAGGGAGCGAAACUGCACAUCUAUGACCCUAAAGUUGAAAUGGACCAGAUAUUUUACGAACUAACGCACCCCCAAGUGACAAAUGAGCCAGAACUAGUCCGUAAAAACAUUGAAAUCCACGACUCUGCGUAUUCAGCAGUGACGGGGGCGCACGCGUUAGUACUAUGUACUGAAUGGGACGAGUUUAAAGAACUUGACUUCAGAAGGAUCUACAACGCAAUGAUGAAGCCAGCGUAUAUAUUUGAUGGACGUAAGAUUCUGGAUCAUGAAGCCUUGUUGAACAUUGGAUUCCAUGUGCAGACGAUUGGCAAGAAAUUGUCGAGAACAGGCAGUAUUCGUGCACAGGGGAGCCAGACUUUGCCUUAAGUGAAAUUAGAAUCUACUCGGUGACUACAGAAGAAGUGAUCCAUUAAUGAUGUAGAUAGCCCCGGUUGCCAGUUUAAGUAUCUAACUUUAAUGUUGCAAGUUUCAAAAAGUGUGUUGAUGAAAAAUGCUUAAUUUCAAAAAGUUUUUAUAAUUAUUAAUGACUAGCUUUCCGCCCGCGGCUUCGCCCGCGUUUUCAAAGAAAAACCCGCAUAGUUCCCGUUCCCGAGGGAUUUCC
This is a messenger RNA of Colias croceus (clouded yellow), 2062 nucleotides long. It is a transcript of the gene sgl, whose product is annotated as UDP-glucose 6-dehydrogenase. The record is from RefSeq and is a predicted model, not a curated record. Gene Ontology annotation, molecular function: NAD binding; UDP-glucose 6-dehydrogenase activity. The coding region runs from base 388 to 1827 and encodes 479 amino acids. Gene Ontology annotation, cellular component: nucleus; cytosol. Lineage: Eukaryota; Metazoa; Arthropoda; Insecta; Lepidoptera; Pieridae. Gene Ontology annotation, biological process: glycosaminoglycan biosynthetic process. The transcript is spliced from 2 exons.